AUGGCCGAACAAAUAACCCAUAAAAGGCCGAUUAAGAUCCAAUUCGACAGACCGCAGCGCAAACUUCUGCAAGAUUACUAUCAUUUGAAAGCCGACGGUUCUAACCAUCCAAAAGACGCUGAAAGUGAUCCAGAAAAGGCUAAUAAUGUAUUCGUAGAUCGAACAUCGUCGAAAAACUCAUUGAAAGUCGAUCGAACCGAGCCAGCAACAAGUUCCAGCGAUGACUUGUUGAAGAACGGUAUCAAAGGGACGGCGCUCAAGGAUCUGGUACAUGUGCAUAACACUUUACUCAGCAAAGAGACCGCGACAAACAGUACCAUAAAAAACACCAUCUACGAUAAUUACUAUGACCUUCUCAAAGUGAAUGAGCUCCUUAAAGAAGUGGCUCAAGAGGCUCCGGAACAUGCAGAUCUGCUGAAGAAAGCGUUGGCCGUCUUGAGGGGGGAUUUAGAAGAGUAA
Lachancea mirantina is the source of this 459-nucleotide messenger RNA. The record is from the annotation of a GenBank genome assembly. Lineage: Eukaryota; Fungi; Ascomycota; Saccharomycetes; Saccharomycetales; Saccharomycetaceae.